Molecule: messenger RNA, 3553 nt
Organism: Nannospalax galili (Upper Galilee mountains blind mole rat)
Lineage: Eukaryota; Metazoa; Chordata; Mammalia; Rodentia; Spalacidae
Product: patched domain-containing protein 3-like
Cellular component (GO): membrane
Source: RefSeq, a predicted model, not a curated record
AUCCUGUGUCAAAAAGACCAAAAACAAAACAAAACAACCCAAAACAAAAACGCACCAGCACUACUCACUACCUCAGUACUCAGGAAGGUCGGUUCCAGGCCAUCUGGGACUAAAGGGAGAUUUUUCUUUCUUUUCUGGAGCCAAGGACAGAACCCAGGGCCUUGCACUUGCUAGGCAAGCACUCUACCACUCAGCUAAAUCCCUAAACCCCAAUUUUUUUCUUUUUUAAAGCAAAGGUUAAGUCAUCACUUAACGGGGAGGCUCAUCCGGAGGGGCAAAGCCUGGUCUCCAACCCAGGGCCCCGCUGCUGAGCACUGGGAGAUGCUGCACGUAGGCCUGGCUUGAGGCAGAGCCCUGUGACCAGGGGGAAGCACCCUGGUCCUCGGGCCUGGAGUAGCCCAAUCCUAACUACCCCACCUACGUCACCCAAUACGAAGCGUUCUGAACGUUGCCUCUGGCAUCCGGGCACUGGAGCAGCCAACGGUCUGGGGCCAGAUCGUUGGGUACCGGCGACGGUGGAGCUGCUUGCUCCUCCACAACGACUAACCUGAUGUCUUUCAAGGUGGCGCCCCCCUUCGAGGCGUGGGUGGAGGCGCCUUCCGAAGACAAGCCCAAAGACCGGCCGGAAGACCAGCCUGAGGUGGGGCUGCCCGGGGAGCCUGGCCCGAGUUGCGCACCCGGGCCGCCGCCGGAGCCCCCGCCGCCGCCGGGCCAGGAGGCGCCGCCACCGCGCGGCUGCACAUCUAGCCUGGAGGCGCCGCUGUCAGGCUUGUUCCGGCGCCUGGGCGGCGCAGUGGGCUCGCGCCCCUGGCUGUUCCUGCUGGUGCCGGCGCUGCUUACCGCCGCGCUGGGCUCAGGCUUCGUCUACCUCCCGAAGGAGAACGAGAACAUGGAGAAUUACACGCCCGUCGGCAGCCCAGCCAAGGCCGAGCGGCGCUUCGUGCAGGGCCACUUCAGAACCAACGACACAUACCGCUUCUCGGCGUCGCGCACCAGCUCCGAGGCCAACUUCGCGUCCAUCCUGGUGGUAUCGCUGGAGGACUCGCUGCUGGAGAAGCAGAUCUUCUCGGAGGUGAGCAGGCUGGACAACGCGGUGCAGGCGCUGUCGGUGGUGCUGGAGAACGGGACGCGGAUCACCUACCGCACAGUGUGCGCCAAGUACCAGGGGCUGUGCGUGCCGCCCAACCCGCUGCUGUACUCCUGGCAGUCCGGAGCAUCGCUGGACCUGAGGAACCGCACCUUCCCCAUCCACAACAUGUCUGGCCAUUUCAUCCACCUGGCCGGCUCCUUCGGAGGAAAUGUCUUGGGCGAGAAGAUCGGGAUGGGCCAGCGCCUGCUGGAGUCCCGCGUCUUGCGGCUGCUGUACUUCCUGAAGACCGAGGACCAGGACAGUGAGCGCAGCAAGGCCUGGCUCACCCACUUUCUAGAUCAUUUCGAGGAAGUGAAGCAGAGCCUGGCUCUGCAUAAGGUCAAGGUGGUCUACUUUACAUCCCUUUCCAGACAGCUGGAAUUCAAGGCAGUGUCCGAGACUGUGAUCCCACUGUUCCACUUGGCCUACGUUCUAAUCAUACUUUUUGUGGUUAUAUCAUGCUUCAGGUUGAACUGUAUACAAAAUAAAAUGUGUGUUGCAGUCUGUGGCGUAUUUGCCGUGGCCAUGUCAGUGGUGAGUGGCUUUGGCCUGAUGCUGCACAUUGGGGUGCCAUUUGCGACCAUAGUUGUAAAUUCACCAUUUCUCAUCCUUGGUGUUGGGGUUGAUAACAUGUUUAUCAUGAUUUCUGCCUGGCAGAAGACCAGCCUUAAGGAUGGUGUAAGAGAACGGCUCUCCAGUUCUUAUUUCAGGGUGGCAGUGUCCAUUACAAUCACCACCACAACCAACGUCCUGGCCUUCUACACAGGAAUCACUAGCUCCUUCAGGUCCGUACAGUACUUCUUCAUCUACACAGGAACAACCCUGAUCUUUUGUUAUCUUUAUAAUAUCACCUGUUUUGGAGCAAUUAUGGCCCUGGAUGGUAAACGAGAAUUUGCCUGCUUCUGCUGGUUGGACAAUCCAGACCAGAGGUUUUUCUCAUUAAAAAAGACCUGCUGUCUCCCACUCAGCUCUUCUCCAGAUGAAAAUGGAGAAGAUAAACAUCCAGUGAAUUUGUUCUUUAGAGACUAUUUUGGUCCAUUUAUCACAACGACUAAAGCCAAGUUUUCUGUAGUGCUGAUAUACAUUUUUUACAUCAUAAGCAGUAUAUAUGGGUGUUUCCAAGUGCAGGAAGGAUUAGACCUUCGUAAUCUGGCAAGUGAUGAUUCCUACAUCACACCAUAUUUUAAUGUCAAGGAAGAUUACUUCUCAGAAUACGGCCCAAGGGUUAUGGUUAUUGUUACUGAAAGCAUCAACUACUGGGACAAAGAUAUAAGACAGAGCCUGAACAAAUGUAUGGUAAAAUUUGAAGAAAAUGAAUAUGUAGAUAAAAAUCUCACAGAUUUUUGGUUGGAAGCAUAUGUUCAGUUUAUGAAAAAGACUGGAAACAAUCCAAAUAAUAAGAAUGCUUUUAUGGCUAAUAUUGGUGGCUUUUUAAGACUUUAUCCUGUUUUCACAUAUGAUAUUAAUAUUUCAACAUCAAAUGAAAUCUCUUCUUCCCGGUUCUUCAUCCAGACUAUAGGGGUUUCCUCUUCCAGCAGUAAGAAGAAAAUGCUGCUGCAGUUACGGGGCAUCGCUGAAAACUGCGAUGUCCCCCUGAUGGUGUACAACCCAGCCUUCAUCUAUUUUGAUCAGAAUGCUGCAGUCAUCGAGAACACUGUGCGGAACGUGAUAAUUGCAUCCACAGCUACGUUCAUUGUCUCCUUGUUGUUAAUCCCUUAUCCGAUGUGUUCCUUGUGGGUCACUUUUGAUAUUGCUUCUGUGAUUGUGGGGGUGACAGGUUUCAUGGCAUUCUGGAAUGUCAACCUUGACUCCAUAUCCAUGAUCACUCUUGUCAUUUGUAUAGGGUUUUCUUUUGAUUUUUCUGGACACGUCUCCUACGCAUUUUCCAGUUCUGAGACCUCAGCAAACAAAAAGUGCACGGAGGCAUUAUACAUGCUAGGCUAUCCAGUGUUGCAAAGUGCAAUUUCAACAGUAAUAGGCAUGUGUGUUUUAUCUGCAGCUAAAGCAUACGUAUUCAGAAUGUUUUUUAAGAUUAUGUUUCUUGUUAUGUUUUUUGGGGCUGCUCAUGGCCUAAUUUUUAUUCCAGUAUUCUUAACCUUUUUUUAAAAGUAAGUUUGAAUAUCCAAUUAUAGAAUUCCCAAUGGUCCCAAUCCAGUCUGAUUACAAAAUGCACUAUUAAGACUAGUCAGUAGAAAAGAGAGAAGUGAAAGUACCAGGGAGGUUGUGGGGGAAGAAGAACCAGGGGUAGGCAGGGAGGGAAGGGAGGGUAAUGUGGGCUGUGAGAAAAGGUCUCAAUGAAAAUCAUUAGUUUGUCAAGUUGAUAUACACUAACAGAAUAUAAAUUACUAAUGUAUAAUUGAAAAGAAAGGAUUAAAACAGUCUAUCUACUUUAAAGACAUGUUUCCUUGACUUGGAAAUCCCAUA